UGGACUGGAUUUGUCUUUUAAAGAAGAAGAAACCCAGGUGACUCCCUCUCGGCUCUCUCUCCCUAACGCCGAGCUCCAUAUCCAUCUCCAUCUCUGUCUCGAUCUGGUCUCUCUCUAACGCCGAGCCUCUGCACACGACAAACACCGAACCAGGCGAAACCCAGCUCAAAACAUUCUGGAGGCCGAAGGUCCCUGGUUUGAAAGUUUUCUUUCGAUAUUACACAUAGAUAUCGAAGAUUCAAAGAAUAUUCUCACUUUUAUUCCAUUGGCGCCAGCUUGUGUGGGAUAUAUAAUUAUGAGUAAAAUUAUAUGUGCACCAGAAUAUGCGCCCAAAACCAAAUUUGGUUUAGAGUGUUUAACCACCCUUCUCUGCUCUUACCAUCUUAUUUUGAUCUAAUUUGGUUUUGAACAAUUUCGCAAGUUGGUGAAACAAUGAGGCAGAGAAACAAAGUUGUAUUUACUGGAAAACCAGAUUUACAUAGCUCAGUUUCAGAGAAAACAGAGGAAGCUCAAAAUUUCAAUCCCUCAGUCUCACCCAGAAGAGUAUUCGCACUCUGCUUGGCUUUUCGGUUCGUAAAUGCUCUGUUGGUGCAGACCUAUUUCAACCCAGAUGAGCAUUGGCAAGCCCUUGAAGUUGCUCACCGAAUUGCAUUUGGAUAUGGUCAUUUGACAUGGGAAUGGAAGAAGGGCAUUCGUAGCUAUUUGCAUCCCUUGAUCUUUGCUUUGUUUUACAAAGUUCUGGCCUUACUGAGUUUGGAUACUCCUUUGUUCAUGAUAAAUGCUCCAAGGGUGCUGCAAUCCAUGUUUUCUGCAGUUGGUGAUUUGUAUUUCUACAAAUUAUCUGUUGUGGUUUUUGGUGAGAGUGUUGCCAAAUGGGCUCUCUUUGCCCAAUUGACAAAUUGGUUCAUGUUUUUCUGUAUCACCCGUACAUUGUCGAAUUCCUUAGAGACUGUUCUUACCCUUGUUAGCCUAUACUACUGGCCUUGUUUGCGACCAUCUUCCAGCAAACUUUCCUUGAAAGCAAGGAAGUGGGGUUUGGCAUUGGCAGCAUUAGCUUGUGGUAUACGACCAACAAGUGCCAUUGUUUGGCUGUAUGUAGGCAUUCUUGAGCUAUUUGAGACACAUAAUAGACUUGGAUUCAUUUUUCUGGAAGUGGCUCCAAUUGGGGUCUUGGUGCUUGGGCUUACAUCUAUUUUGGAUCGAUUGAUGUACGGUUCAUGGAUAAUAGUCCCUCUUAAUUUUCUGAAGUUCAAUUUUCUUUCCUCUGGAGGAGAUUAUUAUGGAACUCACAAGUGGCACUGGUACUUUAGUCAAGGAUUUACUGUUAUGCUCUUCAGCUUCGUACCAUUUUCUAUUGCUGGAAUUCUGCAGUCCAAAAAAUGGAAGCUUUCUGGUCUUAUAGGAUGGGUUUUAGGACUUUACAGUGUGCUAGGUCACAAAGAAUUCAGGUUUGUCCUUCCUGUGCUUCCUAUAGCCUUGAUGUUCUCUGGAUAUUCAUUAGCCAGAAUAAGCAUAUCAUAUUCUCCCAAUAGUAAAAAGAAAGGCUCUUCAAAUGUUUCUAGCAAAUGGCCUCCAAAAAUGCUAUUAGCCAUCUUCUUCUUACUAGUUACCAAUAUUCCAAUGGCCUUGUAUAUGAGUUUGUAUCAUCAGAGAGGAACUGAGGAUGUAAUGAACCAUUUAUCGAAAGAGGCGCUCCAUGAAAAAGUGAAAAGUAUUCUUUUCCUAAUGCCCUGUCAUGCAACACCUUACUACUCCACCCUGCACCGCAAUAUACCAAUGCGUUUUCUGGACUGCACUCCAAGUGACACAAAAGGAAUCCCAGAUGAGUCCGACCAAUUCAUGAUGGAUCCUGUUGGUUUUACAUCUGAAUAUGCGAAAAAUUGGUCUUUACCUAGUCAUAUUGUAUUAUAUGAGCCAGAAGAAAAGCAGUUGAGGGACUUUUUAGUCUCACAUUCUUUCAGAGAGGAGAAAAGGUUCUUCCAUGCUCACUUCAAAGUGGAUCGUGAUCUUCAAGCCUCGGUUGCUGUCUAUGUUUUGACUGACCAGUGACCAUCUUGAAUGGACUGGAGUUUGCAAUUCUAAUCAUGGAGGCUUCUAACACUCUCUCAGGCUUCAAAUUUUUUCUUGAGUUUUCCUUCUUGCUUAACAUGUAAUCAUACUUUGUUCAAAUUUUGGUCCACUGAUGUCAACAUAACAUGAUACUAUUUUGAUGCAUUGUUUCAAUUGUAACAGUUAAAGAACAUGUAUACAGUAAAUUAAUCGCUUUUGAUAUUAAUAUGACCAUUGUUUUCAUGC
Molecule: messenger RNA, 2295 nt
Organism: Humulus lupulus (European hop)
Lineage: Eukaryota; Viridiplantae; Streptophyta; Magnoliopsida; Rosales; Cannabaceae
Product: mannosyltransferase APTG1
Exons: 12
Coding region: 433-2049 (538 amino acids)
Biological process (GO): GPI anchor biosynthetic process
Cellular component (GO): endoplasmic reticulum membrane
Molecular function (GO): alpha-1,2-mannosyltransferase activity
Source: RefSeq, a predicted model, not a curated record